CCGUAACAAGCCAUACCUGGAAUGUACACCGAUUUCCUGCAACUGUUUAAGAACCUACAAUCAUAGUAGUUGCAAAAUUUAAGCCUUGUGGUGUCCGUUGGCCAUAGUCCGUCGUGCUGUCCGGCUUACUCCACCACAUUUACAGCUAUAACGUUGGCCUUUUCACCGAAGUUUGAAUUGCCACUACAGGAGGGCAUACAAAAUUUCUUGGUUUCUGAAGGGCAAGCGUUGUAACCACUCGCAGUCAAAACGCACGUGCCGGGCCUAAAUAACGCAUCCUUACUUGCGUACUGGGUGUUCGCACAGCCAAAGCAGCCAUGCAGCAGGUGGCAUCGUCGGGUAGCGUGCCACUUGGCAUGUCCCUCCCAGCCUGCAGGCGCGUAAGCCCUAGCUUACGACUUGGUCAUGGAAGCUACAUUUGCAAGUCUCGCUAUAUGUCGCAUGCCGCAAAUCUAGUUUUCGCUGGAUUCGGGCGUUGUGUCGUAGUUUGCCCGCAUGGAAAUAGGUGCAGCCAGCUUCCAGCCCUCGCACGAGACGCUCCGCAAGGCGCAAGCAGCUCCACAGGCUCACAUGCGGCCUCAUCGGGCGAAGAGAUCAUCGUUCUGGGCCUUUCUCCGGAAGCCCUGGUUACAGCCACUCCCAUCGGAGGAACGCCGAACACGAGCUCGUCGCGAGGGUCGUCUCGAGCUUCACAAGAUACGGGGUCUUACAGUAUCGACUCUCAGCUGCCAGUAUUAGUGGACGCACAGGCGGUGUUGGCUUCUAGUCAAGCCAAUCAAGAUGCGGCCGCGCGAUCGCCAUUGCAGCCCAACGAAGUACACACCCCCAGCGCAAGCGGCCAAGACGCAGAUGCGCCACAUCCUAAACUCCUCCUUCCUCAAACAGACGCGCUUUCUGCUGCUGCCCUGUCAAGCUCCGAAACCGUAUCCACCCGGACAUCGCAUCUCUCGGCGGGCGAGCUUAGCAGGCAGGCCUCGAAUCCCGCGUCCUCCUCCUCAGGACGGCCCUCUCCAACCCAACCUCAGCAGCCUCUAACAGCCCAUGAGCAACCCCAACAGGAGCCACAUCCACUUCCUCAAAACCGUCACCAACAACAACAGGAAGCGCAGCAGCAGCAGCAGGAGUCGCACCAGCCGCUGCAGCAGCAGCAGCAGCCAGGGCUGUGGCAUCAGCUCAGCAGCACCCUACGCGGGCUGCACUGGGGCAAGCUGUGGGCGCUGGCGCUGCUGUUCAUCAGCUACGUCCACCAGGCCACCACGGGGUUCGCGCUGCCCGCGAUGUUACCCAUGAUCUCCAACGAACUCCACCUCACAGACCUGCAGGGCGCCCUCCUCACCACCGGCUACAGCUACCUCUACGCAGUAGCCCUGGUGCCCAUCGGCAUCCUCGCCGACCGCAUGAGCCGACCCAAGCUCCUAGCCGCGGGUCUAGCCCUCUGGUCACUCCUCACCUGUACGGCAUCCACCUGCCGCUCGUUCGGGGAACUCAUCCUGGCACGUGUGGGGUUCGCAGCGGCGCAAGGCGCGCAGAACCCGGUGUGUUUUUCGUUGAUUCCGGAGCUGUUUCCCGUCAACAAGUCGACUGCGUUGUCGUUGUACAACUGCGCGAUCUAUGUGGGACGAGCACUGAGCUUUGGGGCGGUGCUGCUGGCGCGGCACCUGCACGAUAACGACCAGGCCCACCUGGCAGCUCGCGGCGGUCUGCGGCUGCACACCCGGCUGCGCCAGCUCGACCGCGCCGACCUGCACAGCCUGUCCAUCAUGCACACCGCGGGCGACAUGGCGGCGGCAACACCCGACCGCGAGUUCAACUUCCCGCUGUGGGAGUACGGCAGCGACCUGCCGGACUCUGCGUGGCGGCAGGUUCUCCGCUGGAUUGCCGUUCCCGGCUUCCUUAUCGGCCUCGCCCUGAUAGCCACCCUGCAGGAGCCCAGAAACGCCACCCUGCAGCAGCAGCAGCACACAGCAGCAGCGACACCACCCGUGGAGCUGGUUGCAUCCGGCAGCUCGGCCGCCAAGCCAGCUGCAGCUGCCGUACCGACAGCGGCCCCAGCACCACCCCUGACGGGUCCAACGACCCCUAGCCCCGCUGCCGCUACCGCCGCCGCCGCUGCUACUACUCCCCUUGGCACUACGGCAUCCGCCACCUCACCUGAAAACUCGCCUGCUGCUGCUCCCGCAACCUCCACCCCGCUCAACAGCACCACCAGCCCGGGAGAAGGCAGCAGCAGCAGCAGCCCAGCAGGCGGCAUGUGGGCUCUGCUGCGCUCCCGUGGCUUCAUGUCUGUGACGCUGGCGGCGGCGCUGAACGAUGUGGGCUCCUACGCGCUCAUCGCCUGGCAGUCCACCUUUUACGAGCGGGUGUACGGGCUGGAGUCGUCCGCGUAUGCACCGGUGCUGGCCACGUUGCUGCCCAUUGGGGGCAUCCUGGGCGGUGUGGGCGGCGGCUACCUGGCCGACCGCCUCAGCCGCUGCGGGCGCCGCUGGUGGGUCACAGCGGGCGCCACCUGCCUCGCUGCGCCCUGCCUGGCCGCCUCCUGCCUGGCGCCCUCGCCGCAGCUGAGCUACGCGGCGCUGGUGGUGGGGUUCGCGCUGAGUGAGAUGUGGCGGGCGCCCUCGGCGGUGAUGGCCAGGGGUCUGGCUCCCGCCUCCAUGGGCUCCACCGCCUCCGCGCUCUACCUCUGCGUGCGCAACCUGUUGGGCGGGCUGGGGCCGCUGGCGGUUGCGGCGCUGGCGGGGGGGUGCGGGGGGCUGCAGCGGGCCAUGCUGGUGGUGGUGCCGGCGAUGUACCUGGGGUCGGGGCUGCUGUUCGCAAAGGCUGAGGAGCUGUACGAGGCGGAGAUGGGCGCCAAGAUGGAGGCCGCCAAGACAUCAGCGCCCGCUUGAGAGCACACAAAAAAAUACACACGUCGGCAGCAGCUGCCGCUACUCGGCUUGUGCGAGGAACUGCCGUGCGAGUCUGGACGAGGACGGUCCUGAUCGUAAGCUGCGGCUUGCUGUACGGUACGGUAUUGGAUCUGAUGUGCGUUAGCAGUAAGCCGGCUGUUCGUCUCUGUGUAUUUAUGGGUUGGUGGUUUUUUGGAGGGCCUAUGGAUGGACCUGUGGCGGUGGUCUUGUGUGAGGUGUUGAGGCGACUAGUAAGGUUGAACGGUUGAGACACGCCAUUCAUCACGCAUGCCUUUAUAAGCCGUUAGGGACUCGCCUCCACGCUUUCCACGCCCAGUUACCUUAUCCUGCGUGCAUCGAAGAAUUCGAAGAAACGGUUUUCGCGUUGCGCGUUGCGGUCCUUCUUGACGUCUGUUUGAAGACCGGCUUGAGGAUGUUUUGGCAAGCGGCUAGGGAGCGUGUGCGCGUGGUGCUUUUAGGGCCGAGUAAGCGAAGAUGCUUACCGGCGGGAGCUAGCUGGGUAGCAAAACGUUUUGUACAAUAUUUAAUGUACGGAUUAGUACGAAAGCCUUUGUUUCUGCGCGGGGUGUGCUAAGGCAAGGAACGUUUUUCCCCUGCAAUACGUAUGUUGGCUCUCCUGUUUGCAGCUUUUUGUUGAGACAGCCAUGGCAAGGAUGAUGAUGAAUAAGCGUGUUUGCUUCCUUUGCUGCGGUUCGGGUGUUUGUCCCUGGUGUGACUUAUGGUGCCAGUUAGGUUUGACGUGAGCUAGCGGUGAGGAGCGGGGUGGCUUGUUCCCCAUCCAGCUGGUGUUACGGUUGUUCAGCAGCGCGGAGACAGUCGCAAGACAGUUCUGGUUGGCGUGGUUGGCUGGGUUGCUGUACGGUACGUCACCUUGGGUCCGGCUUGGUGGUAAGGUGAUUGGGCGCUAAUGACAGCAGGCGAUUUUGGCGUCUUGGGUUGGAUGUUGAAGAACAGGCGAACAAAUGGUGGACAGUGCUACCAACAGGUUUAGCGUACGGACCAAGAGACGCGGGAAUGCGAAGUGGAAGGUGGGUCGUGCGUCGGCAUCAAGGAUGGCUCAGUGUUGGCGGAGUAAUGUUCGGCCGUAGCCUUCAAGUUCGUACUAGCCUAGUAGCUCGUCGGGACCCCCAUUAUGGCUUUAAAUAACCCCAAUGGGCCAGUUUAUGUGUGUUUGGUAGGUCCUCCUUUGCUUUUAGCCCAGUUUUGUCGUAGUAUUCUAGUAUGUGUGGGACGUGUGCGGUUAAGGGCCUAAGCACGCUCGAUAGCGCUAAUGAGGGUUCCAAACUAGGGCAGCGCCUGCAUUAGGCGUGCGCCUUGCUCCGUGUGUUGACACGGGGCUGGUGGCUUUAAACCCCCAAACCCCAAGGAACAUCCUGGUUGAUAUACUCUUUGGUGCUGUUGUGCUUCGCCGUUGCAUCGGUUUUUGUACGAGUGUCCGUACGUGUUGUGCCCGUUAGACUGGAAGCUUCUGUUCGUUGUGUGUGAGUGAUCACUAACGGGGGUACCACCCGGGGUGGCAGGACCGGUAGUGAUUACCGGUUCCUCCGAGCAGCGGGGUCGGCUGGUUCCUCUGUUGCCAUAGUCACUAGCAAAGGGCCUGCCCCGCCCCAGUAUGGUCGUUUGGGAGGUACCGCUAUUAGCAUGUCGGAUGUCUCCGUGCCUUUUACGGUAGUUGAUUGGGUUUCUAUGCCAUGUGGAGGAUCUGAGCAUAUGCGAGUAUUCGCCUUCCAUUCCUGAGGGAUUGCUGGUGUUUCCCUGAGACUGGUAUGAGCAGAUAGAUGAAUGCUGUCGUGAUAGUUGGGAGCUGGUUGCGUUAACUUAGCGGGGGGGGAGGUGCAUAAGUAACGCCUUACAUGGACUUCGCGGCUGCUGCAUGUGGCGAGUCUUGUCGUACCGUUUCGGCAAGUCCCUUGCCGCGUUUUGCCCCGCUUUAGCGUGCCCGAGUGCAAGAAAUGCAACCUAAAUUGGAUGGCGCGCUGCCGUAUAAAGGCGGAGGUAUUGUACGACUGCCGCUUACCGGAUGCAAUGCAUGUCAUACAAAGGUGCCUUCGCGUGCUUCCCUGGUUUGAGAUG
Molecule: messenger RNA, 4979 nt
Organism: Astrephomene gubernaculifera
Lineage: Eukaryota; Viridiplantae; Chlorophyta; Chlorophyceae; Chlamydomonadales; Astrephomenaceae
Source: the annotation of a GenBank genome assembly